GUGACAGAUUUUGUAAAAUCUAGUUGCUGUUUCUUCCGUUAUUUUGUUUGUUUGAUUAUUAUCGAAUUGGUAUUGAUAUUUUAUAUCAAAAUGGCAUCACUGUUAUUGUCGUUGUGAUUUUUAGUCCAUUUUUUGAUCUGUUUUAUUAAUCGUAUAUCCCUGCAUUGAUUAUUUUAAUAGAAUGGAAGGGAGCUACAUUGAAAGAUAUUCUUUUAUUGGAGAAUGGUACGAUAACCAAGCCAGCCUCAUUCGUCGGUUUAAUGUAUUUUAUUACCCUACUGACGACACAUUAGAAAUGUAUGAUAUAAAAAACCGGAAGACAUUUGUGAGAAGAGUAAAAGUGAAUGGAAUUAGCCUGCAAAGCUUCUACAUUGGUUGCACUCUUUAUAUAUUAGGUCGUCUUAUUAAAAUUGUGGAUUUUGCUUGCGAAAACACUAAAGUGAAAUUGCAAAGGGAUAUGCAAGUGACAUUUGCAUUAAUUAAACCAAUACCUACUAUGGUAGCUGGCAAAAUAUUGUCUCAUUUUCAUGAACAUGGGCUCCGUGUGUCUAAGAUGAAGAAAGCACGCCUAAGACCUGAUGAUAUUGAAGUUUUGUAUCGCCAUCAACUCACUGAUCCUACAUUUCCGUUUUUGCUGGAUCACCUUACAAACCAAGAAGUUUUUGGAUUGGAACUUGUUGGUAGAGAUGCACACGCUAGAUGCUUGGAACUUCUAGGCAACCGAGAUCCACUGAAAGCUGCAACGGGUACCAUAAGAGCUCUCUAUGGUACUGAUCCUGUUAGGAACUGUGUCCAUGCAGCAGCAAGUCCCGAGGAUGCAUUAACUGAUGUUGACUACUUCUUCCCUCCACCUCCAAUGCGAUCGUUGCGCCUGAGAUUGACUGCAACCUUAUCUAACUGCACUCUCUGCAUAGUCAAGCCACAUGCAAUUCGAGAGGGUAAACUUGGACUAGCUCUUGAAGCCAUUGAUGAAGGAGGGUUUGAUGUUACAGCACUCAAUAUGAUCAUAGUGGAGAAUAUUAAUGCGGCAGAAUUCUAUGAGGUUUAUAAGGGAAUUGUACCAGAGUACAAGGGUAUGGUGGAAGAGCUUUCGAGUGGGCCUUGUGUAGCAAUGGAAAUAGUGUCUAAAGAUAAAACUGUCAAUACAGCAGUUGAGUUUAGAAAACUAGUAGGACCAGCCGAUCCGGAAGUUGCCAGAUUGUUGCGUCCUUAUACACUGAGGGCGAAACUUGGAAAGACAAAAGUUCAGAACGCCAUCCACUGCAGUGACCUGGCUGAAGAUGGAUUACUAGAAGUCGAAUACUUCUUCAAGAUAUUAGAUUUGUAAUAAGGCUGAUGUUUGAAUGGAUUUUUUUACCUUUAUGUUAAUUUUAUGUGUGAUUGCGUGAAAAGUUUAUGUAUUUGUGAAGAAUAAGCAUUAGUCGGUAGUCUGAUGGUUUUAAUAUAAUUUGCACCAUUUCGCACAGAUUCAACACAUUGAUAAAAUUAUUGUAUAAAAUAGCAUUCUGUAGUUCAUUACGAUUACAAGCUGUCAGUAUCAUAAUUUGUGCCUUGAAUCUCUGGAGACGACAUUGGUAGUCAUUUAGAAUAAUAUAGUAAUCUUAAAGAUUGAUAUGAAAAAUGCAUGCUUGCAAUAAAACUAAUUUAUAGAUAUGACUGGUAUGUGUAUUUAGCAUAGCUCUGGUCUGCACAUUUUAUUUUUAAUUUAUCUUGCUUAUAAAUUCGCCUUAUAAAGGUUAAAAAAUAAUAACAAAACUUGAUCAUAGAAGUGUGAUGUUAAAUUGAAAUAUAUGGUAACAGUCUUAUAAAUCCGAGAGAAAUUCCAUGCGAUGUUAUUGUCAAUACACAGCUCCUCGUAAAGAUUUGCCAAAGAAGUACCUACAUAUAUAACUAUUCGCUAUAGUGCGCGUUCAAAGAUUUAGAUACGUAUCACACCAUAUUCCUCUCACUUUUCAAGCGUGUAAUCCUAUAACGCAACCCUAUGACCUCGUUACAUUCAAUCACGGUGUUAUACAACCACGACUGUGCCACGGGAGUGCACCGCGAAUACUCAAUGUUAAAUAAUAAGUAUUAUUUAAAUAUUUCAUAUUAUAUUUUCUAAUGAAUUUCUAUUGUCAGUACACAGUUACGAUACGCUUAUGUGUGCAUUUUUUAAUUUUUUAUAGUAUUUGUCCGUUGAGGGUUGUGCAGUAGUUCUUGGCUAGUAACGAGAUGUUCUGGCGGGUGUGCGCUGCGCCAUUGAGUGUUUCUUUGCCAUUCGUCGGAACAAUUCGAUAAACAAGACUGAUAACAAUAAGUGGUUCACGAAACCAGAAUCGUUGUAUUUGCUUUCAAAAUCGAAAUAAAUAUUUUUAAGCAAA
Spodoptera litura is the source of this 2360-nucleotide messenger RNA. RefSeq names its product nucleoside diphosphate kinase homolog 7 (gene nmdyn-D7). Gene Ontology annotation, cellular component: axonemal microtubule; centrosome. Lineage: Eukaryota; Metazoa; Arthropoda; Insecta; Lepidoptera; Noctuidae. The record is from RefSeq and is a predicted model, not a curated record.